GGAAUCAUGAGUGGACGGACUGUGCCAAGUUCUCAGGCCUGUGAAAACUAACCUGAGCCACCAUGGCGGAGCAGCGCCUUCCGGUACCCCGGCAUCGCUUCGUGUCGCGGGAGCAGUUCAUGGAGCAUCUUUACCCACAGAGAAAGCCCCUUGUGUUAGAAGGACUCGACUUGGGACCUUGUACAAGCAAGUGGACAGUGGACUACCUGAGCCAAGUUGGAGGGACGAAGGAAGUGAAGAUUCAUGUUGCUGCGGUUGCACAGAUGGACUUCAUCAAACUUUACCUUUUAACAAGUUGGUCCAGAGAGCAGCCGAAGAAAUGCAUAAGGAAUUCUUCAUCUCAGAGGAUGAGAAAUACUACUUACGGUCACUUGGAGAAGACCCGAGGAAGUAGUUAUUCCUUCACUGGAAAGGAUGUUGCAGAUAUCAGACAACAGUUUCCAUCAUUAGGAGAAGAUAUUAAGUUUCCAAUAUUCUUCAAAGAGGAGCAGUUCUUUUCCAGUGUAUUUCGAAUUAGUUCACCUGGAUUGCAACUCUGGACUCACUAUGAUGUAAUGGAUAACUUUUUACUGCAAGUGACAGGAAAGAAGCGAGUUACACUGUUUAAUCCUCAAGAUGCACAUUAUUUAUAUUUAUCAGGUUCUAAAUCAGAAGUGCUGAAUAUCGACAGCCCAGACCUGGAUAAGUACCCGCUCUUUCCCAAGGCGAGGAGGUACGAGUGCUCCCUUGAAGCUGGAGAUGUUCUGUUCAUCCCUGCUUUAUGGUUCCAUAAUGUAAUUUCUGAAGAGUUUGGAGUGGGAGUGAAUAUCUUUUGGAAGCACCUUCCAUCGGAAUACUAUGACAAAACAGAUACCUAUGGCAACAAAGAUCCUGUAGCAGCAUCCAGAGCUAUGCAGAUCUUGGACAGAGCUUUGAAAACACUGGCUGAAUUACCAGAUGAAUACAAGGACUUCUAUGCACGCCAAAUGGUCUUACGUAUUCAAGACAAAGCCUACAGCAAGAACUCUGAGUAAAAAAUGAAUGGAAUGUAGUAAAAUUUAAAAAUAAAAAUCAGCUCAAGUAUUUGAAAACUAUAACAAGAUAUAAAUAUGUAAAGAUGCUUUUUAAAAAUAGGAAAGUAUCAGGCUUGUGGUCUACAAGGAGAUGCAUAUCUGAUUUCUAUGUGGUGCAGAUUGAGAAUGCUUAGUGGAGCCAUUCUUUAGCUCUAAGAUGUAACUAAAAUUCAUACUUAAUAAAAAAUAUACUGAAUCACUACAUAAGGUCUAUUAAUGGAAUGGCCUUCUUUGGUCUUUCCAGUGAUUCAGUAGUGCCACCAAAAACUUGUUCACCCCACCCCCACCCCACUCUUUCAGACACAGGAUUGGCAUUAUUCUAGGUCUAGCUAACCUCGUGGUCAUGGGAUGAUUGCCAGGAGCAGCUGGGGCCUUGUGUGUCUUCAUUUGUAUGCAGUGGAGAAGUCUGGCUAGAGUCCACAGGCACGGUCUUCAUGAAGCAGCUUUCCAGAGUCCCCUUAGUUUAACACUCGGAAAUGGCUCAGCCCUGUCCAUCAGGGAACCAAUUGUCAUCGCAUGCUAUAACAUCACACAGGAGUGGGUGCUCUUCCUUGAGGCACAGGAAGUGUAUGAAGAGCAGAAUGGUUAUGUUACAGGGUGCUUUGCAUUAUCAGGACUAAGAAUAAGUAGAUUUGUUGCUGUGAUAGACCAUGAGUUGACAAAUGUCUCUUCUGAUCCUGACUUUUCCUGCUAUCCAAAUGUCUUCCUUUUAGUUAAUAAUAACUCUAAACUUAUUGUUUUCCCAUCAAAUACUUCUCUAGUAUUUCUUUUAGUUUUGUCAAAUACUCUUUUAAAGAUGAAAAAUCCCAUUACUGUAAUCUUUGAAGACAAUAAACUGUAUUCUCUAUACCUAA
Messenger RNA from Meriones unguiculatus (Mongolian gerbil), 1906 nucleotides. It is a transcript of the gene Tyw5, whose product is annotated as tRNA-yW synthesizing protein 5. The transcript has 9 exons. Gene Ontology annotation, molecular function: tRNA binding; 2-oxoglutarate-dependent dioxygenase activity. The record is from RefSeq and is a predicted model, not a curated record. Lineage: Eukaryota; Metazoa; Chordata; Mammalia; Rodentia; Muridae. Bases 63 to 1013 code for a protein of 316 amino acids. Gene Ontology annotation, biological process: wybutosine biosynthetic process.